AUGCAUAACAUUAUUCAUAUCGAUGAAAAAUGGUUCUAUAUGUCAAAGAGGUCUGAAAACUAUUACUUGCUACCAGAUGAGGAAGAGCCAUUACGCACUUGUCAAAGUAAAAAUUUCAUUCCAAAAGUCAUGUUCUUAGCUGCUAUAAGUCGUCCAAGAUUUGAUACACAAAGGACUGAAAUCUUCUCUGGAAAAGUUGGUAUCUUCCCAUUCGUCACUCAAGAGCCAGCCAAAAGAACUAGUGUUAAUAGAUCUGUAGGUACAUUAGAAACAAAACCAAUAACUUCGAUAAAGAAAGAAGUUAUAAAAUCGUUUCUAAUUGAAAAGGUGUUACCUGCCAUCAAAGCAAAGUGGCCAAGAGAUGAUCUAAGGCAGCCAAUAUUUAUUCAACAAGAUAAUGCAAGAACUCACAUUGGCAUUGAUGAUGCUAAUUUUUGUCGAGCAGCUACAGAAGAUGGGUUUGAUAUUCGUUUGAUGUAUCAACCAGCAAAUUCUCCAGAUUUAAAUGUCUUAGAUCUUGGAUUCUUUCGUGCAAUUCAGUCAUUAACACACAAGGAAGCACCUACAACAGUUGAUGAGCUUGUUAAUGCUGUUGUGAAGUCAUUUGAAGCUUUCUCCACUGUGGAAUCUGACAAAAUAUUCUUAACACUUCAGACAUGCAUGAUAGAAAUCAUGAAGGCAAAAGGUUCCAACAAAUAUAAGAUCCCACAUAGUAAGAAAGUAGUGCUAGAAAGAUAUGGCCAACUCCCUACUCGGAUGAAAUGUAAUCCCACAUUAGUGCAAGAAGUUCUUGAUUAUUUAAGUUUUUGA
Molecule: messenger RNA, 810 nt
Organism: Coffea arabica (coffee)
Lineage: Eukaryota; Viridiplantae; Streptophyta; Magnoliopsida; Gentianales; Rubiaceae
Molecular function (GO): nucleic acid binding
Source: RefSeq, a predicted model, not a curated record